Cinclus cinclus is the source of this 1137-nucleotide messenger RNA. It is a transcript of the gene AKAP7, whose product is annotated as A-kinase anchoring protein 7. The coding region runs from base 1 to 1137 and encodes 378 amino acids. Gene Ontology annotation, cellular component: cytosol. The transcript has 9 exons. Gene Ontology annotation, molecular function: protein kinase A regulatory subunit binding. The record is from RefSeq and is a predicted model, not a curated record. Lineage: Eukaryota; Metazoa; Chordata; Aves; Passeriformes; Cinclidae.
AUGGCGCUGCGGCCGGCGGAGGGAGCGGAACGGGCCGGGGGCGAUGCCCCGAGUGCGGCCGGCGCGGCCCCGGAGCACGAUGGGAUGGAAAAUGUACAGCAAAAGAAAAUCUUUGAAGAGAAUAAGGAAAAAGCACAACAGAGAGAAGAGCCAUGUGCUGCUGAUUCCGUAGACUCUCUAAUGGCAGAAAUGCCAUUUGUGGACACAGAUAUUGAAGAUGAAUGUGCUAUGCAUGCAACUUCUGAACUAAGUAUUAAAAAGAAAAGAAAGCGGGCUACUGGAAGGGAAAUUGAAGAGGGCGUUGAGAGAAAGAAGAAAAAGAAUAAGCAAUAUCAUCCAAAUUAUUUCAUUUCUCUUCCAAUUACUAAUCCGAAGAUUACUGGCAGUAUUCAGGCUGUCCAAGAUGCAAUAAUACAAAAGGAUCAAAGGCUUUCCAAAGCAAUGGUUCUCUCUGGCUCAUUGCAUGUCACCAUGUUAGUGAUGCAUUUAUCCAGUGAAGAAGAAAUUCGCAUAGCAGUUGGUGCUCUUUCAGACAGCAAGAUUUUUGUAGAUGAUCUCCUGAAAGGAAAAAGAGUGGAUUUGUCUUUUCAAGGAAUUGAUCACUUCAGAAAUCAAGUUGGAUUUGUGAAUUUGGCAGAAAAUGAUGAUACAUCACUACUUAAGGAAAUAGCAGAGACUAUGAAAAAGAUAUUUCAAGAAAAGGGGAUCAUGACAGGAGAAGAAAGGGCUUUUAAACCACAUCUGACCUUCAUGAAGUUGUCAAAAUCAACAGAGCUACGUAAGCAGGGUGUGAAAAAAAUUGACUCUAGUCUGUAUGAAGAUUUCAAAAACCAUUAUUUUGGAGAUGAGAUCUUGCACCGCUUUGAUCUUUGCUCCAUGUUGAAAAAAAAGCAACCAAAUGGUUACUACUACUGUGAGUCCUCUAUUGUUAUUGGUGAAAAACAAGCAGCAGAGCCAGACGAUGCAGAGCUGGUGAGCCUCAGCAAAAGGCUGGUGGAGAACGCGGUGCUGAAGGCCGUGCAGCAAUAUUUAGAAGAAACACAAAACAAAAGCAGGCAGACUGAUGGGAGCCCUGCAAAAACUGAGGAGGCAGCGAGCGGCAGCAAGAGUGACAGUGACAAUGAUAACAGCAAGUGA